AUGAGCGCUAAGAUAAGCCCUUCUCCACCGCUCUAUACGAAAGUACUAGUUUAUUGUGCUUUACAGGCUGCGUUUGUGUCAUUUUUAUUUGCAUAUUACGAUGUAGAGGCGGGACGAUUAAUUCGGCCUGUCUUCGACUGGCUCAUUGAAAAAGUUGAAGAAGUACCAGUAGCGAAAAGUGCCAUUGAUACGGUAAAGUCUGUUGUGAGUGUGAAUGAACCAACUGAAAACGAGGACGUUCAGCGUCCACGAAAGAAAAUCUCAAAGCCGAAAGAAGCAAUAAAUGAGAAGAAGCUGGAUUUGGGUGACGAUGUCAGUUAUCUUCCUGUUUUUUCCAGAGAGCAAUUGGCGUUGUUCGAUGGUUCGCGGCCAUCGAAAGAUGUUUAUUUGGCCCUUUUGGGACGUGUGUACAACGUUCAACGAGGUCAUAAACAUUACGCGCCAGGAGGAGGGUAUCAUUUCUUUGCAGGUAAAGACGCAACACGCGCUUUUGUAACGGGCGAUUUCAGUGAUGAAGGCUUAACGGACGAUGUUUCGGGGCUGUCACAUCAAGAUAUACUUGGCAUUAAAGAGUGGAGUAAUUUUUAUGAGAAGGAGUAUGAACUGAUUGGUUUGCUGCAAGGAACAUAUUACGACAGUCAUGGUCAAGCAACACAACGAUUGAGGGAGGUGUUGGGAAUGAUGGAGGAUGCAAAGUUGUGGAAGGCUGCUCAAACCAAGGAAAGUGAAGUGUUUCCACCGUGUAACUCUGAAUGGCAUAAAGACUCUGGAGGUAGAGUUUGGUGUACGAGCAAAAGUGGUGGUAUUCACCGAGAAUGGGUUGGUGUUCCGCGGAAAUUAUUCAAUCCUGGUGCGAAAACAUCACGAUGUGCAUGUGUGAAAAAUUUUGGACCGCCAUUGUCAGUGUAUCCGGACAGAGAUGAGGAAGGUACUCGUGGUGAUUUGAGCAAUCCGAAUCUGCACGAAUAUCCUGGAUGCAGUCCUACGUCGAACUCAUGCAAAUUGCAAGAAGAUUAA
This is a messenger RNA of Anisakis simplex (herring worm), 1017 nucleotides long. Lineage: Eukaryota; Metazoa; Nematoda; Chromadorea; Rhabditida; Anisakidae. The record is from the annotation of a GenBank genome assembly.